Messenger RNA from Athalia rosae (coleseed sawfly), 1438 nucleotides. RefSeq lists its product as uncharacterized. The coding region runs from base 1072 to 1356 and encodes 94 amino acids. The record is from RefSeq and is a predicted model, not a curated record. The transcript has 4 exons. NCBI's taxonomy places the organism in Eukaryota, Metazoa, Arthropoda, Insecta, Hymenoptera, Athaliidae.
CCUGUUGAUCGUCGACGCCGCCGAAGAAGCGAAACGCGAGGAUGACGACGCUCGCGGUUUUCCAGAUCCGACUCCGCCGUUACCCUCCCGUAGUCGUCGAUUCAGCUUCACCUAGAGCUUUGAUUUUGGUUGAAGAGAAAAACGAAAUGAAAAAAAAAAAACAAAUGAAAAAAUAACGCGACAAAAAUGCGCGAACGACAUGCGGCCGAGAUAAGGUCGCGGAGGGCGACGAUCGGAGAGUUUCGGUAAUCCGAAAAUUAAUCUCAUUGUCUUCCUUUUAUCUCUCUCUCUCUCUCUCUCUGUCUUUCUCUCUCUCUCUCUCUCCCUCGCUCUCUCUCUCUCUCUCUCUUCUCGACGAAACGAAACGAAACGAAAAUCUCUCGACUUUCAAUCGCUCUGGAAAAGUUUGAAAUAAUCGCUGAAACUCCCGUACACAUAUGCGUACAUCGUAAAUAUACAUAGAUGUACAACAAUGUACAUGUGUUCGACGAACUCCCGCGCGUUUUUUUACAGCCGGUAGACGACACACGGCGUAACGCGACUCGACAAAAAAAAAAAUAUAUAUAUAUACAUAUAUAUAUAUAUACACAUAUCGCGACACACAGAUUAGGAAUUAUAAUAUUUGAUUAACGAUAAGAAAUCGAGAGACACGAUACAUGUGUGACUUGUAAUCCACACAUACGUAUAUAUACACACGUACAUUCUGUACAUACCUAUGCGCACGCGUUGUACAUAUAUCCGUAUACAAUGUAUGUACGCGUUAUGUAUUUGAAAUUCGGGUGAGAAGAAGCACGUAAGAUACAGCGUAAGUGUAGUACGAUCGAGUUUUCGAGAUACACGUAUACUCGGCGACAAAAUUUUUGACAAUCGUUACGGGGGCUCCGCGAAACGUGCGAAAACCCUCGCGGCGGCCAUUUUGAAGACGACGAUUUCGCUCCACAAAAUGGCGCUCUCGAAAUUUAUUACCGCCAUGUUUUUUUUUUUGUUGCCACGCUCCGCCGAGAAGUUGGAGGAAAAACUUAUUUUUCUCCCAAAGUUUUCGCGACUGGGGGCGUUCGACCUCGAUGAAAAAUGACCUCGAGAAUAAUUUUUCAAGGACCAUUUCCGCAGCGGAGUUUUCGACCUUCUUCAACGCUUUCGCGAGAUCGUCCAGCUAAGUCCGGAGGAAAAGCGCGCGCGGCCACACGCCGUACCGACCGCUUGUCCUGUUCACCCAUUUCCGAAGGACCUCGUCGAAGCGUGACCGAAUAUACGCCAGACACGGAGAGACGGACAUUUUGCAUCGUUGUACACAUACAUGAUACAUGGGCAGAAAUCGAUACCCACCAUUUGACGUCAUCUGUGUGUCCGAUGUAGUGCCUUUGGCUGUGUUCUUCAGGAUUAUAAAGGACAACUACGGCGGCUACGAAAUAAACUAUUUCACCGGUGGGUAAGAGAU